UUGGCUGUGAUGGUUUGCGAUGGUGUGUGUCAACGCCUAGUGAUACUUCCAAAUGACAAAGCAAGGGAUAUAAGAAGGACUGGGCAUCACCAACAGCACAACGACGGCCAACACGAAGCAGUAGCUCGAUAAGCAGCCUUACACAUCGACCAAAAAGCCAAAUUUGUCGUACUGUCACCUCGUCGCAAAAUGCUCCAGGCUCCUUUCUUCGCGUUGCUGCUUGCAGCCGUUGUACCGGCCGUUUUGGCGGACGGUCCCCCGGAAACGAUGGGCGAGAAUUUCAGCGGCCUCAGCGUCCUGGACUCGCCCGGCGGACUCCAAAGUUUGACCCCGGCACCCUACACCAAGAGUCAAUGGCCUUGGGGUACUGUACCCAAGCUGUGCUAUGACACGGCUGUCAACAACAAGUACUGCAACCCGUACGAUCUCGAAGUGUACGAUGUCACAUACUCGGAUUGUCCCAUUCCCACCACGGUCUGCCGAUGCAACAACUCGCCCAUGGCCAUCGACACCAUUGCGCAGCGUGUCGGCCAACUCCCCGUCAAGGCUCGCCAGUGGAACGGCUAUGUCUCCAGCUUUGCGGGAGACAUCUGCUCAGCCUACAGCGAUAGCUUCCACAACUACUUCUUUGGCGACUGCGGCAAUAGCGAGUCCGUGUUCUUCCAUGAACUCAGCCACAACCUUGACCGUCACGUUGCCGGGGCGUCCAUCAACGAUUGGUACUCCCUUUCGCAGAACUGGAAGGAUACGGUUACCAAGGGAACUUGCGUCGCAGACCACUAUUCCAAGUCCAGCUGGCUCGAGGCAUAUGCCCAGGUGGGAGUCAUGGCUGGAUACCAUGGUACGGUACAGUCUAUCUAUACCAAGAAUGUCAGCUGUAUGGUCGAUCAGGUCAACAAGGUGGUUGGACAGUUGGACAGUCUCUGGCGUAAGAAGCCUGGACAGAUGUGCGAUCGUUACUGGAUCAAGGAUACCACGGUUUGCAUGGGACCUGAUGCAGAAGCCAGUGGCAACUGUCCGGCAUUCCGUGCUGCUGAUGCGGCGGAGGUUGAUGGUGUCGGGGCGGUAAAGGUUCCAGUGUUGCCGGACGAGAAGCAGAAGAAGCACGACGCCGUGGUCAAGGAGCUUCAGCACCACGCCGAGGUUGCGGCCGGCAUUUCUCCCGGAAAGCCGGCGGCCGAGAAGAAGACCAAGGGUAAGAAGGGCACCAAGUUCAGAGCCUGAAGUGGGAAUGACUGAUUCCAGGUCCGAGAGGUGCGAUUGACCGGGCUUUUGCUGUGGGUUCAGUGUUGAGAAGUUGCG
Molecule: messenger RNA, 1302 nt
Organism: Neurospora tetraspora
Lineage: Eukaryota; Fungi; Ascomycota; Sordariomycetes; Sordariales; Sordariaceae
Product: conidiation-specific protein (con-13)
Exons: 3
Coding region: 190-1224 (344 amino acids)
Source: RefSeq, a predicted model, not a curated record